AUGUUUUGUUUUAACGGUUUUUAUAAAAAUUUAUUUAACGACAGUAGAAAAAUAACAAUCGGUGUCGUGUAUCUUUCACUCCUGUUGGAUAAUGUACUUUUAACAAUGGUUGUUCCCAUAAUGCCAGAUUUUUUAAUAAAAAAUUCCAUAGAUGGUAACAAACCGGAAAACAACCAAGAGUAUCGAAUGAUAUCAUCAUAUCAAAAUGAAAGUUAUGAUAACGUGACGUCAUCAUCAUCCUAUAAAACAAUAUUCGAUGUCCCGAAUAUGGAAAAUGGAAGGAUGAGCAUUUUGUUAUCAUCAAAAGCUUUGGUACAACUUAUAUUAAAUCCUGUUGUUGGUGUUAUCACAAACAGGGUCGGAUACACGCUUCCGUUGUUUUUGGGAACGUGUACGCUUUUAAUUUCGGCAACGGUAUUCGCCUUCAGCACCGGAUACUUUGCUUUAUUUUUAGCAAGAAGUUUUCAAGGUGUCGCAUCAUCAUGCAUAGGAAUAACAGGUAUGUGUUUGGUUGCGGAAAAAUAUCCGGAAGAACCGGAAAGAAGUAAAAUGAUGGGUUUUGUUUUGGGUAGCGUUGCUGUCGGCGUACUCAUAGGAUACCCAUUCGGUGGUUUCAUGUAUGAUUAUUCUGGAAAAACUGGACCUUUUCUCAUCAUUGUUUUAUUUAUAUGCAUCGAUGGAGUAAAAGAAUUUUUUUUCCGACAGAAACGAUAUAUAAGUUCCGGUUGGUUACAAUUGUUCAGCGACAGGAAAAUACUUUUAACGGGUGGUGCUAUUGGAAUAUCAACAUCAACAAUUGCUAUAUUAGAACCUUGUUUACCAAUAUGGCUACUACAAGAAAUAAAACCAAAGAAAUGGCAACUCGGUACGGCAUUCAUACCCGAUAGUUUAGGUUAUUUUAUCGGUACAAAUUCAAUGGCCUUAAUAGCUUAUCAAAGCAGAAGAUCAAUGAUUGCAAUACCAUCUAUGAUAUUGGUCGGAUUAUCUGCAUCAUUGGUGCCAGCAGCAAAAACGAUGCUACAAUUAGUUAUCCCACAUUUUUUUCUCGGUUUUGGUAUCGGUGCUGUCGAUGCUGCUCUCGUACCCCUUUUGGCAGCUUUAGUUGACACAAAAUAUUCAACUCAUUACGGUGCCGUUUAUGCAAUGCAACAAAUAUCAGUCAGUCUCGCAUAUUCUUUAGGUCCAGUUUUUGGAAGUGGAAUGACUGAAAUCGUUGGAUUUCCAUGGAUGAUGAGAAUUGUUGGCAUCAUAAACAUUCUUUACAGUUUCCUGUUAUUUAAAUUAGAUAAAUUUCACAGCGAGAAUUAUUUAAACCGGAAACGUGAUAUCGUUGACUAUCAUUCAAGCGGUAAAAUUAAUUACGAAAAAUUUUCAGAAUCUGAUAACACGAGCGAAUAA
Molecule: messenger RNA, 1398 nt
Organism: Pediculus humanus corporis (human body louse)
Lineage: Eukaryota; Metazoa; Arthropoda; Insecta; Psocodea; Pediculidae
Product: synaptic vesicular amine transporter, putative
Exons: 9
Coding region: 1-1398 (465 amino acids)
Biological process (GO): transmembrane transport; aminergic neurotransmitter loading into synaptic vesicle
Cellular component (GO): terminal bouton; synaptic vesicle membrane
Molecular function (GO): serotonin:sodium:chloride symporter activity
Source: RefSeq, a predicted model, not a curated record